This is a messenger RNA of Triplophysa rosa, 2533 nucleotides long. It is a transcript of the gene mst1, whose product is annotated as macrophage stimulating 1. Lineage: Eukaryota; Metazoa; Chordata; Actinopteri; Cypriniformes; Nemacheilidae. The coding region runs from base 104 to 2233 and encodes 709 amino acids. The record is from RefSeq and is a predicted model, not a curated record. The transcript has 18 exons. Gene Ontology annotation, biological process: regulation of receptor signaling pathway via JAK-STAT; proteolysis. Gene Ontology annotation, molecular function: receptor tyrosine kinase binding; serine-type endopeptidase activity.
CACACUCACUCUCUCUCUCUCUCUCUCUCUCUCUUUUGAUCAAUCGAACAGACUCAAAGUCCUUCAGUGAGAUUGUUUGUGGGGGUAAAGAAGCACUUAUACCAUGAUUUUACUCUUUCUCACAGUUUUGCUGUUUUGGACUGACGCAGUUCAUGGGUACCGCAGUGCUCUGAAUGAUUUCCAGCGUUCUGAGGGUCGUGAGUUGGUUCUGAAGUCCUGGAACGCAGAUCGGCUGACGGUUCUGCCGGGCGUCACUUUGGAGGAUUGUGCUAAACGCUGCACUGAGAGUCUAGAAUGCAGAGCGUUUAAUUAUGAGUUCCGGCCGUCUGUGGUGUGUAAACAUCUGCCGUGGGUCGGUGAUGGAGACAAUGCAGAUGUGAAGAGAAAUGUCAACUGUGAUCUUUAUGAGAUGAAAGUUUAUGUCAGGAAGUGUAUUGUUGGUAAAGGAGAAGACUAUCGAGGGAAAGUGGCGACAACUAAAGACGGACGGACGUGUCAACAGUGGUGGUCAAAAUUUCCUCACGAUCACAGAUGGACUCCGUCUACCACCAACGGUCUUGAGCUGAACUACUGUCGGAAUCCAGACGGGGAUCGAAUCGGCCCCUGGUGUUACACCACAGAUCCUGAACGCAGAUAUGAGAGUUGUGACAUUCCAAAGUGUAAAGAUGACGUCUGCUUCACGUGUAAUGGAGAAGACUACAGAGGUCAGGUGGAUCACACAGUGAGCGGUAAAGAGUGUCAGAGAUGGGACCAACAGUUUCCACAUCAACACAUCUAUCAGCCAGAGAAAUACCCUGAUAAGAGUCUGGAUGAUAAUUACUGUCGUAACCCAGACGCGUCUCCGGUACCCUGGUGUUACACCACCGAUCCAGCGGUGGAGAGAGAGAGCUGUGACAUUCGCAAGUGUUCUGAAUCUCCAAAGCGUCGUCUUCGCUCCAGCUACACCACCAACUGUUUUCGGGGUCGUGGUGAAGAUUACAGAGGUAAAGUCAAUGAAACCACCUCAGGGAUUCCGUGUCAACGCUGGGACGCUCAGAAACCUCACGAGCACCCGUUUUACCCCAAAACCUACGAGUGCAAAGGUCUGGAGGAGAAUUACUGUCGUAAUCCUGAUGGUUCAGAAGCUCCUUGGUGUUUCACGUCUCUGUCUGCGAUGAGAACGGCUCUCUGCCUGCAGAUCAAACGCUGUGCUGAUGACAUCGAAGCUGAAGAUUGCUACAAUGAAAUUGGCAAAAACUACCGAGGUGUCGUCCGCAAGACUCGUAAAGGCAUUCUGUGCCAGAAAUGGAGCAUCAACACACCUCACAAAACCAAGAUAAACCCCAAAACACAUCCCGAGGCCAAUCUGACAGAGAAUUACUGCAGGAAUCCUGACGGAGAUCAUCACGGCCCCUGGUGUUACACCACCGAUCCCAAAACAGAGUUUGACUACUGUGCCAUCAAGCAGUGUGCUGGAGAGAAAGUGCCAAUCAUUGGACCCACAGCGGAGGUUGUGUUCAAUGAGUGUGGAAAACGAGAAGACCGCUUUGCCAAAUCCAUGUUGAGAAUAGUGGGCGGCACACCAGGAAACUCUCCGUGGACGGUCAGCCUCAGAGAUCGGAAAGGGAAUCAUUUCUGUGGAGGUUCUCUGGUGAACUCUCAGUGGGUCAUCAGCACUAAACAGUGCUUCUCUUCCUGUUAUGUGGAUCUCAUGGGAUACACGGCUAUGAUGGGCACAUUGUUCCGUGAUCCAAAGGAAGGAGAAUCGGACAGACAAACCAUUGGUCUCACGAAGAUCGUCUGCGGCCCCUCUGAAUCUCAUCUGGUCAUGCUGCUGUUAGAAAGUCCAGCACAGUUUAAUGAGCGUGUGUCUCAGAUUUGUCUUCCACCCGAGCGCUACAUCGUUCCAGAAGGAACCACCUGUGAAAUCGCAGGCUGGGGAGAGUCGAAAGGUACGGCAGACGAGACCGUCCUGAAUGUGGCUCAGAUGCCUGUAUUGAGCAAUAAAGAGUGUAAUCAGUAUUUCAAAGGUCGUGUCAGAGAGAAUGAGAUGUGCACUAUGCCCUUUCAGGCCGGAGUCGGUGCCUGUGAGAGAGAUUACGGCGGUCCUCUGGCGUGUCAGAACAGUGACUGUUGGGUUCUUGAGGGGGUUAUUAUACCCAUGCGCCGCUGUGGACAUCCCGGACAGCCAAACAUCUUCAUUCGUGUGUCUGUUUAUGUGGAUUGGAUAAAGAAGGUCAUGGAGAUGGCGUAAUUCACCUCUAAUAUUUCACGUGACCGUCACAAACAAUUCAUUCCUCCUCUACAUAUGAAUACAAUACAUGUGUACUCGGCUACAGAGACUUUGCUGCGAUGUAUUGUACUGAAAAGUGUGUUUUAUAAGACUGUGUAAGCAUUUUUAUAUCAUCCUGAGUUGAGAGGAUUUUACUCACAAACUGUGUGUCUGUUUGUGUUUAGCAUGUAGUUAAUCAUUCACACCAAACCGCUGACAUAAACACCGUUUUGUACAAUUACAGUUGUAUUAUUAGGAAUAAAAUAUCUGAAAUAUUAUAUG